Messenger RNA from Drosophila erecta, 1746 nucleotides. RefSeq names its product putative polypeptide N-acetylgalactosaminyltransferase 12. The transcript has 2 exons. The record is from RefSeq and is a predicted model, not a curated record. The coding region runs from base 1 to 1695 and encodes 564 amino acids. NCBI's taxonomy places the organism in Eukaryota, Metazoa, Arthropoda, Insecta, Diptera, Drosophilidae. Gene Ontology annotation, cellular component: Golgi apparatus.
AUGGAAGUUUCAGCGACUGUUUUAAAUAACUUGUUUAAAUACGUUCUUUUACACGUGUGGAUCGCGAUUGUGCUCCUGCUCCUGCACAGAGAUCUGAGCAGUUGGGAUGGAUUGAUGGGACUGCUCUCCCGUCCAGGAUUGGGUGAAAAUGGAUCUGCCGCCUAUUUAAGUGUUCCAUCCUCGGAAAUCGAUGCGUAUACGCAGGGUUGGCGCUAUUACUCAUAUAACGCUUGGCUGGCUGAAAGAAUUCCACUACGGCGUUCCUUGCCAGACUUACGAGAUCCCCGCUGUGUGAAGCUGGAAUACGAUGAGGACUCUGAUGAGAUGAAGCCGGCCAGUAUUAUAUUGAUAUUCCGAAACGAACAGCUCGCAGUUUUGUUAAGAACAUUACACAGUUUGAUCGAGAGGACGCCAAGACACCUCUAUAUCGAGCUUAUUCUGGUGAACGAUCACAGCGAUAGGGACUUUUGGACAGAGAAAGUAUCGCUCUUCUGCUUCGACAACUAUGUGCACAGGUACAUUCAUCCAAAAGCUCGCAUUCUUCACCUGCCUGAACAGGUGGGCCUAAUCAAGGCUCGCGUUUUGGCCUCCCACGAAGCCACGGCCGAGAACUUGGUGUUCGUGGAUGCACAAGUGGAGUUCACAAAUGGCUGGUUACCUCCACUACUUGAUGCCAUUGUGCAGCAAAGUCUUACCCUGGCCACUCCCAUUUUGGACAGCCUGAACGAGCAGACUUUGGCCUACCAGCGAUCUAGGGAAAGGCGCGGGAUCUACGAUUGGAGCUUAACGCGUAGGGAAGUUCCUUUAUCUAGAGAAAGGAGGACCUUCCUGCCAAGGCCCUACGAAGUGGCUGCCGUAAGGACUUCCGUCUUUGCCAUUCGAGCGCUUUGGUUUCAGGACAUCUCGAGCUUCGAUAGAGAGCUCCGGGGGUUUGGAGCUGCUGAGCUGGAGCUGAGCCUCAAAGUGUGGUGUACUGGUGGUCGAAUUGUGCAAGUUCCCUGCUCCCGAGUUGGCCACUUGCAGCCCAAGGAUCAGGACUACCUGAAGCGAUAUGGGGAUCUGUAUAAAAUGGGCGACCAAGUAUCAAGGAACCUCAAACGCAUCAUAGAAGUGUGGGCAGGGGAUCUAAAGUCGGUCAUUUACAAAUACCAGCCUCAUCUCCUUAAUAAUAUAUCAGAGGGCGAUCUCAGUGAACCGCGAAAACUACAUCAGCAAUACGCAUGCCAGUCCUUUAAAGAGUAUAUAAAUGAUAUUACGCCAGGUCUCAACCACGUUACGCCCCUAAAUCGAACGUAUUAUGCCUCAGGACAUGCAAAAUCGCUUGAAUUCCCCAAAAAGUGUUUGACAAUUAAUGCGAAAAGUCAGCUUUUGUUUCUAGAACGCUGCAGUGCAAAUAAUACUCUCCAACACUGGACACUAACCUAUCUUAAGGAUCUACGUGUAGCUGGAAGUAUCUGCGCAGAAGUGCAGCCCAAUUUAAGGUUGGGAUACGGGUUUUGCCACAGUUUAGGAGGUCGGCAAAGAUGGCAAUACGAUUCGGUACACAAUCACCUAGUGAGCAAUGCAAAGUGUUUGGAAUUCGCAGAUGAACUCAAUAUUUUCCUGAAUGCUUGCAAUGCAACGAAUCGAAAGCAAAGAUGGAUUCUCGAUAACAUUAAUCUGAGUGUAAUGCAAUCAGUACACACAUUCGGAUAGAUAGAUACAGUACGAAUCCUAUCUGAUGAUAGCGGCAGUGAGGUAUUUGAA